GUUGGAACUCCUCCAACGCACCCUCACCAACUAAGACACCACCUCCACUUCUCCCUCCCUCUCUCUCUCUCUCUCUCUCUCUGUAUCCAUCCUCCUCUUCUUGGGUUUCUUCUGCUCUGCAGCACGGACAUUGUUUGCCUCCAUUGAAGCCCACGGGUGGUUCUUGUCUCGCAUCCUCCGGUUCAAUACACAACAUUAGCAUAAGGGCGCCCGAAUAACGAGAAUGAUCAUCAAUAUCAGAGAGUCGACUAUGGUGUGUCCGGCUGAGGACAUGCCAAGAUGUACCCUGUGGAAUGCCAACGUGGACUUGGUGAUCCCGAGCAUGCACACGCCUAGCGUGUACUUCUACCGGCCAACCAGAGCAGCUGACUUCUUCGAUUCCGGAGUGCUGAAAGAGGCACUGAGCAGAGCGUUGGUGCUGUUUUAUCCAAUGGCCGGGCGAUUGAAGAGGGACGAAGAUGGCCGGAUCGAGAUCGAUUGCAAUGCCGAGGGCGUGCUGUUUGUUGAGGCUGAGACGAGCUCGGUGGUCGAUGAUUUCGGGGAUUUCGCGCCAACUAUGGAGCUCCGGAAGCUUAUUCCCCCUGUGGAUUACUCUGAUGGGAUAUCCUCGUACCCUAUUUUGGUGCUACAGGUUACAUACUUCAAGUGUGGGGGAGUUUCGCUUGGUGUUGGCAUGCAGCACCAUGUGGCCGAUGGAUUAUCUGGUCUACACUUUGUGAACACAUGGUCUGAUUUGGCUCGUGGACUUGACGUUAAGCUCCCUCCAUUUAUCGACCGGACUCUUCUGCGCGCCCGUAGCCCACCACAGCCUCAAUUCCCUCAUAUCGAAUACCAGUCUCCACCUGCAUUGCGAGUUUCUCCUGAAACUACUAAUUCAGCUCAAUAUAGCACUACAGUUUCUAUUUUCAAAGUAACUCGGGAACAGUUAGGAACCCUGAAGACAGAGGCAGAAUUAGAAAAUGGAAACACGGCUAGUUAUAGCUCCUAUGAAAUGUUGGCAGGUCAUGUUUGGAGAUGUGCGUGCAGAGCACGCGGACUUGCUGAUGAUCAAGACACUAAAUUGUACAUUGCAACAGAUGGACGGAUGAGAUUGUCUCCACCACUUCCACGGGGCUAUUUUGGCAAUGUGAUCUUUACAGCCACACCAAUUGCUGUUGCAGGCAAUCUCCAAUCAAAACAAGUAUCGUAUGCUGCACAGAAGAUCCGUGAGUCAUUGGUGAGAAUGGACGACCAUUACCUAAGAUCUGCCCUUGAUUACUUGGAGCUCCAGCCUGAUCUCUCGGCACUGGUUCGUGGGGCGCAUACUUUUAGGUGUCCAAAUCUGGGCAUUACUAGUUGGGUGAGGUUGCCGAUCCAUGAUGCGGACUUUGGUUGGGGCCGCCCUAUCUUCAUGGGGCCUGGCGGGAUUGCAUAUGAGGGAUUAUCGUUCAUAUUGCCUAGCCCAACCAGCGACGGGAGCUUGUCUGUUGCUAUCUCAUUGCAAACAGAGCACAUGAAACUGUUUGAGAAACUCUUGUACGACUUCCCUGGUGAGUCACCACGAAAAAGGUGCAAGCUUGACAACUGAGUGUUCGGUUUCUAAUACCAAUGGAAACGAACUUUUUCUUUCCUUUUAUCUAGUUUCCUCAAAGAAAUCUUUUGCACAUAUUAUUCAUUCGUCAUGCAUAAGUGCACCAAUGCGGCUGUAUGCCGCAAUGGGAUCGCAGUAUGCAUCGCACAGGACUCAAGAGAAUUUGUACUAUAUUUUGAAGUUCAAUUUAUAAUCUAAAGCUAGAUAUGCUUUUCUGC
Syzygium oleosum is the source of this 1788-nucleotide messenger RNA. Its product is annotated as shikimate O-hydroxycinnamoyltransferase-like. The coding region runs from base 224 to 1567 and encodes 447 amino acids. The transcript is spliced from 3 exons. Lineage: Eukaryota; Viridiplantae; Streptophyta; Magnoliopsida; Myrtales; Myrtaceae. Gene Ontology annotation, molecular function: acyltransferase activity, transferring groups other than amino-acyl groups. The record is from RefSeq and is a predicted model, not a curated record.